AUGCCAUCGCGUCCGCCGUCACCGCCCUCCUCUCCCGCCGUCACUCAUCGCCGCGAGAUCAUUCUUUGCGGCGCAAUCAGCGGCGCGAUCUUCCUAGCGGCGAUAAUCGUCUCCGUCACGGUCUUCAUCUACCGCAAACUCUCCUACAACCGAACGGCGCCGUUUGAGCACAACCAGCGCCGUUUCUCGUACUCCGUUCUGCGCCGAGCGACGAACUCGUUCUCGCCGUCGACGAAGCUCGGGCACGGCGGGUUUGGUUCGGUUCAUAAAGCGACUCUGCCUUCUGGCCAGACCGUGGCGUUGAAAGUGAUGGACUCGCCCGGGUCAAUCCAGGGGGAGAGAGAGUUCCAUAACGAGUUGACGCUGUGUUCGAAUCUGAAGUCGCCGUUUGUUAUUUCGUUGCUGGGUUUUUCUUCGGACCGGUGCGGUCGGAAGCUGGUCCUGGUCUACGAGCUGAUGCCGAACCGCAGUUUGCAGGACGCGCUGCUGGACCGUCGGUGUCCGGAGCUGAUGUGCUGGGGGAAGAGGUUCGACGUCGCCGUUUCGGUGGCGAUGGGGUUGGAGUAUUUGCACCACGUGUGUGAGCCUCCGGUGAUUCAUGGGGAUAUAAAGCCGAGUAAUGUGUUGCUGGAUGAUGAUUUUAGGGCGAAGAUUGGGGAUUUUGGGCUUGCUAGGGUUAAGGCGGUGGAGGAUCUGGGAAUGGUGGAGGAGAAGAAGAAGGAAGGGGUUGUAGAGAUUGGGAUUGAGGAGUUUGGGGUGGCGGAGGAGGGAGAGAGUGUGAGUGUGGUGGAUGUUGACCGGUCGCCGGAGAGUUGUCCGGUGAGGGUUGCGGAUUACUCUGACGCGUCGCCGGUGGGGGGUGAUAAGUUGAGUGUGGUGUCGGAUGGGUGUUUCGAGAGUGUUGAUAGUGAGAAUGUAAAUUUGAAUAAGAAGAAGGGUGGUGGUGGUGGUGGUGGUGGUUCAGGGAGGGAUUGGUGGUGGAGGCAGGAGAGUGGGGGAGGGGGGGAAUCGGGGAGGGUGAAGGAUUAUGUGAUGGAGUGGAUCGGGAGUGAGAUAAAGAAAGAGAGGCCCAAGAGUGAAUGGGUUGAUUCGUGUUCAUCUUCUUCUCCUAAGGUGGAGAAUGAGAAUGUGAAUGGGAAUGAAAAGAAUAAGAGUAAGAAGAAGGAGAGGAAGAGGUUGGAUUGGUGGGCUUCUCUUGAUGAGGAGAGGGUGAAGAGUAAGGUGAAGAAGAAUCGGAAGCCGAGGGAGUGGUGGAAGGAGGAGUUUUGUGAGGAGUUAUCUAAAAAGAGUAGGAAGAAGAAGAGGGGUUUGGAGUGGUGGCAGAGGGAGGAGGAAGGGGUGGAGCAGAAGAAGAAGAGGAAGAGCAAAGGGAGUAGAGGGAGUAUUGAUUGGUGGUUGGAUGGGUUGAGUGGGGAGAUAAGGAACAAUGGGAGGAGGAAUAGCCAGGAUUGGGGGGUUAGUGGGGAUGUGCCAAAGAGUGGUGGGAUCAGUAGCACCCCUAGUAUGAGGGGGACUGUGUGUUACAUUGCUCCUGAGUAUGGUGGAGGGGGACAAUUGUCUGAGAAGUGUGAUGUGUACAGUUUUGGGGUUUUACUUUUGGUUCUGGUGGCGGGGAGGCGGCCGCUGCAGGUGACAGCAUCGCCCAUUUCGGAGUUUGAGAGGGCCAAUUUGAUUUCCUGGGCCAGGCAGCUUGCUCACAAUGGGAGGCUUUUAGAUCUUGUUGACACUUCUAUUCAUUCAUUGGAUAAGGAGCAAGCGCUGCUCUGCAUCACCAUUGCCUUGUUGUGUUUGCAGAGGUGCCCCGGGAAGAGGCCUUCAAUGAAGGAGGUUGUGGGAAUGCUCAAUGGGGAAGCUGAGCCACCACACUUGCCGUUCGAGUUCUCACCAUCACCGCCGUCAAAUUUUCUGUUCAAGGGGCGGAAGAAGGCUCGGUGA
Molecule: messenger RNA, 1935 nt
Organism: Sphenostylis stenocarpa
Lineage: Eukaryota; Viridiplantae; Streptophyta; Magnoliopsida; Fabales; Fabaceae
Source: the annotation of a GenBank genome assembly